CGUCCGACAAUGAGAUCAGGAGAGUGGGCCAUUUUACGAAAGUCUCUCGCAGUGUCAAUAUGGAGAACCUGCGCAACGGAUAUUUGUUUCCUGAGAUAUCGAAACGAGCAUUUGAUCAUACUCAGAAGCACCCAGAUGCAAGGUUGAUAAGACUUGGUAUUGGCGAUACCACUGAGCCUAUACCAGAUAUCAUAACGUCGGCCAUGGCUGAGUAUGCGAAAGCUCUAUCAACAAUUGAAGGUUACAACGGUUAUGGAGAUGAGCAAGGCAACAUGGCAUUAAGAGUGGCAAUUGCAGAAACGUUAUAUAGAAAUAUGGGAAUUAAAGGCAAUGAAGUUUUUGUAUCGGACGGCGCACAAUGCGACAUUUCCCGACUUCAGAUGCUUUUAGGGUCCGAUGUGACUGUGGCUGUGCAAGAUCCUUCUUUUCCGGCAUACAUCGAUUCGAGUGUCAUUUUUGGCCGAGCCGGAAAAUUUGAAGAGGAAACCGGCAAGUAUGGGAACAUUGUGUACAUGAAAUGCAGUCCAGAGAACAAAUUUUUCCCAAACUUGUCAAUCACUCGGAAAACAGAUGUCAUAUUCUUCUGCUCUCCAAACAACCCAACUGGUAAUGCUGCGACCAAGCUCCAACUCCAACGACUGGUGGAGUUUGCAAAAGCAAAUGGCUCCAUUAUAAUCUAUGACUCCUCAUAUGCUGCUUUCAUCUCGGAUGAGAGCCCCAGAUCUAUCUAUGAAAUUCCCGGAGCCAAAGAGGUUGCAAUAGAGGUUUCUUCCUUCUCCAAAUUUGCUGGGUUCACAGGGGUCCGCCUUGGUUGGACGGUUGUCCCGGAGGAGUUGAAGUACACAAAUGGAUUUCCCGUCAUAAAGGAUUAUGACCGCAUUGUCUGCACUUGCUUUAAUGGCGCGCCCAGUAUCUCUCAGGCCGGAGGGCUAGCAUGCCUUUCUCCACAAGGUUACGAGGCAACAACUGCUGUGAUCGCCUACUACAAGGAGAAUGCUAAAAUAAUUGCUGAUACAUUCAGAUCGCUCGCGUUGAAGGUCUACGGCGGCGAAAACGCGCCUUACAUUUGGGUACAUUUUCCAGGGCAGAAAUCCUGGGAUGUUUUCAACGAAAUUCUUGCCAAAACGCACAUUGUCACCAUUCCAGGUAGCGGAUUUGGCCCUGCUGGUGAAGAGUACAUGAGAUUUAGUGCUUUUGGGCGUAGAGAAAAUAUACUGGAAGCCUCCAGGAGACUAAAAUCUCUUUACAAAUGAAGUAGUUAAUUACUAUUUCAACAUAUAUAUAUAUAUAUAUUUAACUUGGAUAUGGAAAUAUAAACUCUUUACUUCAAGAUAAAUUCAUAUAUGAUUUACCGUUAAUCUAAAUCUAUAACUACAACCACUAGUACUAGUUCUUUUUGAGCCUUUUUUUUGUUUGUUUGUUAUUCUUGGUUAAUUUUUAACUGUGACAAUUUUAGAGGUCUCUUCCUAGCUUGAAGAGGCAAUUAAUCAUAUGACACACCUGGGAAAUUAUAUAUGUUGCAAAAAUGUUAUUUGGUAUG
This is a messenger RNA of Morus notabilis, 1540 nucleotides long. Its product is annotated as aminotransferase ALD1, chloroplastic. Gene Ontology annotation, molecular function: pyridoxal phosphate binding; L-lysine:pyruvate alpha-transaminase activity. The record is from RefSeq and is a predicted model, not a curated record. Gene Ontology annotation, biological process: L-pipecolic acid biosynthetic process; systemic acquired resistance, salicylic acid mediated signaling pathway. Gene Ontology annotation, cellular component: chloroplast. Lineage: Eukaryota; Viridiplantae; Streptophyta; Magnoliopsida; Rosales; Moraceae. The transcript has 9 exons. Bases 60 to 1253 code for a protein of 397 amino acids.